AUGCUGACAGCUCAGCCAAAACCCACCUCCCUCCGGCGGCCGGUUGCCGUCUUGGGCGCCGGAAAACACCAGGGACUGGCCAACUUCUGUGGGUUCAGGCGUAAAGUCCGUACGAGCAGUAGGCCGGUCACAAGGGCGGCGAUAAAGAGUGGAGAUAGCAAGGGUGGAGUGGAAACAGCAGAAAAGAUUGUAGAGAAGUCGAUGGGUUCGGAAUCUGUAAAAAAUGGUGGAGGGAUUGGUGUUAGGGCAGUGGUCACAAUAAGGAAGAAAAUGAAGGAGAAUUUGAGUGAUAAGAUUGAGGAUCAGUGGGAUUCUAUUGUCAAUGGAAUUGGGAGAGGGAUCUUCAUUCAGCUCAUCAGUCAAGAUGUUGAUCCUGUUACUAAAUCAGGAAAGACGGCAGAGUCGUACGUGAGGGGUUGGUUCCCUAAACAGUCCAAUGAUCCAUAUGUGGUUGAGUAUUGUGCCGAUUUUACAGUUGCACAUGACUUCGGACAGCCCGGAGCUGUUCUCAUCACCAACUUCCUCGACAAGGAGUUGUUCUUGAUGGAUAUCGUGGUACACGGAUUUAGCAAAGGUCCCGUGUUCUUUCAUGCCGAUACUUGGAUACACUCGAGGAAACUUAACCCGGAAAGCAGAGUCAUAUUCAAGAAUCAUGCGUACCUCCCAUCCGAGACGCCAGCUGGCAUCAAGGACCUCCGGCAGCAAGACCUGUUGAGCCUCCGAGGCAACGGCAGAGGAGAGAGGAAGCUGCACGAGAGAGUAUAUGAUUACGACGUGUACAAUGACUUGGGUAAUCCUGAUAAGAGUCUCGAUUUGGCGAGGCCUGUUUUGGGAACCAAAGAAAGGCCUUACCCUAGACGAUGCCGAACCGGGAGACCCCCAAGUCAAACAGAUCUCUACACCGAGACGAGGAUCGAGAAGCCGAAUCCGGUUUAUGUGCCUAGGGACGAAACGUUCGAGGAGAUCAAGCAGAACACAUUUUCGGCGGGGAAGCUCAAGGCUCUGCUCCACAACCUGAUACCAUUGAUUGCUUCUAAGCUGGCGAGUUCGGAUAUUCCCUUCACAAACUUCUCCGACAUAGACAAGCUGUAUAACGAGGGUGUUGUGUUGAAAGAAGAGCAACAAGAAGCCAAAAAAUUGCCACUUUUGGCCACCCUAAUGAAUCAAAUAUUUACCGUUGGUGACAGUUUGCUCAAAUACGACGUGCCCGCCAUUAUCAGGCGUGACAGAUUUGCGUGGCUAAGGGAUGCUGAGUUUGCUCGUCAGUCUUUGGCUGGAGUGAACCCUGUUAAUAUCGAGCUACUUAAGGAACUUCCAAUUAUAAGCAAACUGGAUCCCUCAAUAUAUGGCCCUCCGGAGUCUGCAAUUACCCGGGAUUUAAUUGCAAGAGAGCUCAAUGGAAUGAAUGUCGACAAGGCGAUCGAGGAGAAGAAGUUGUUUAUACUUGACUACCAUGACUUGAUGUUGCCGUUUGUUGAGAAGAUGAACUCGUUGCCGGACAGAAAAACUUAUGCUUCUCGAACAGUUUUCUACUAUUCAGAAACCGGAGUCCUGAGACCGAUUGUCAUUGAGCUUUCACUUCCCCCGACACCUUCGUCCCCAACAAACAAGUAUGUGUUUACCCAUGGCCACACUGCUACAACUCACUGGUUGUGGAAACUGGCCAAGGCUCAUGUUUGCUCUAAUGAUGCUGGCAUUCACCAGCUCGUCAACCACUGGAUGAAGACUCAUGCUAGUGUGGAACCUUACAUAAUUGCUACCCACAGGCAGCUGAGCUCAAUGCACCCAGUGUACAAGCUGCUGCAUCCUCAUAUGCGCUAUACUAUGGAAAUCAAUGCCCUUGCGAGGCAGAGUUUAAUAAACGGUGGCGGCAUAAUCGAGGCAUGUUUUGGUCCCGGUAAGUACGCCAUGGAAAUAAGCUCUGCUGCCUAUAAGAGCCUGUGGCGGUUUGACAUGGAAGCAUUACCUGCAGAUUUAGUGCGAAGGGGCAUGGCUGUCGAGGACCCAGCUGCACCUGGCGGUGUACGCCUAGUGAUAGAGGACUACCCUUAUGCAGCUGACGGCCUUCUCAUCUGGUCCGCUUUAAAGGAGCUGGUAGAAUCAUACGUUGAGCACUACUACUCGCGUGAAGGCUCCAUUGCAUGCGACCCAGAGCUGCAGUCGUGGUGGGAUGAGAUCCGCAAUGUGGGGCAUGCCGAAAAACGGGACGAGCCAUGGUGGCCCAGCCUCUCCACCCAAGACGACCUCUCCUCCAUCCUCACUACCAUCAUCUGGACAGCCUCUGCCCAACACGCAGCAAUCAACUUCGGGCAGUACCCGUUCGGGGGGUACCCGCCCAACCGCCCGACCCUCGUGCGCAAGCUCAUCCCGCGGGCAGGGGAGCCUGAGCACGACAGCUUCUUGCACAGCCCUGAAUUUACCUUCCUGACCUCGCUGCCAACUCAGCUGCAGGCCACCAAGGUGAUGGCGGUGCAGGACACGCUGUCCACGCACUCACCGGACGAGGAGUACCUUAACCAGCUGCACCACAUCCACAGACAAUCGUUCGACGAUGCCAACGUGCACAAGAUGUUCGACCUAUUCUCCGCCAAGUUGGAUGAGAUCGAAAGGAUUAUCGAGCAGAGGAAUAAGAAUGUGGAGCUCAAAAACAGGACUGGGGCUGGGGUUCCUCCCUAUGAACUGCUUUUGCCGUCAUCAACUCCAGGGGUGACGGGCCGUGACUCGAGGAAGGACCGCCAAAGGCUGUCACUGGACGAGUACAAGCAACCCAGCCACUCGGCGAACUGGCGGGCCGCGACCAACUUGGAGAAAUUCACACCAGAGCUCGGCGUCCACGCCCUUCCUAUGGGCAUCGGAGAUACAAAUAACGAGUCAGACUCCGGCAUGGGGGCAACCCCUACGGCUGGAACGAGAAAAACGCAGCGGCGCCCCCUCCGCGGCCAUGGACACGAAACAGAGAGACCCGCCGCCGAUCGGGUCUCCCGUCGAGCUCUGGAGGAGGCGAAAUUGACGGAACCAGUCGUGCCUCAGUCCUGGUAG
Messenger RNA from Striga hermonthica, 3039 nucleotides. NCBI's taxonomy places the organism in Eukaryota, Viridiplantae, Streptophyta, Magnoliopsida, Lamiales, Orobanchaceae. The record is from the annotation of a GenBank genome assembly.